Messenger RNA from Cynoglossus semilaevis (tongue sole), 4127 nucleotides. It is a transcript of the gene slc19a1, whose product is annotated as solute carrier family 19 member 1. Lineage: Eukaryota; Metazoa; Chordata; Actinopteri; Pleuronectiformes; Cynoglossidae. Gene Ontology annotation, molecular function: folic acid binding; folate:monoatomic anion antiporter activity. The transcript has 6 exons. Gene Ontology annotation, cellular component: plasma membrane; apical plasma membrane; basolateral plasma membrane. The record is from RefSeq and is a predicted model, not a curated record. Gene Ontology annotation, biological process: folate transmembrane transport. Bases 785 to 2425 code for a protein of 546 amino acids.
UAGAACCAAAGUUGAUCUCUAUAACUGCAGGUUAACUCCGUUAAUUUAAUUGGUGUCCCACAGUAAAAUAAUCAUAACUAUGAGUAUUGGCCACACAAACAGUGAAGUUAAGGAAAGAAAGAAACUUGUAUCAAAACUCUAAUUUUCAAAAUAUACAGCUUACAUUUUCUUAAUAAGAUAUAAUCAGCUCUGUUUUAGUCUAUUGUCCAACAAUAACAAUAAUAAAAUAACAACUAUUUGAUGUUUUGCUACAACAUAGUAUUGUAAACGAUAUCACUUGUUCUUAUCAAGGCUACUGUGCGCACGCACACAGACGCUCACUGGUAAAAGACAGAAAUAACUUCAUAUCCCAGAAACCAUUGCAGUCACUACGCGGUCUAAGGUGUCUGCCUUACACAAGACACAUAACGUGAAGUUCUCCUGUCAGUAAUGGUCUUAUUCAGCGCGAGUUGUCUUCACGACACUUUAAAAACUUUUCCUUUGUUUGUGCCUCACAUUUAAAUAACAGCGCACAGCUAUCAGUGACAGGAGACUCAGCAGCGGAGAAGUCCACGUCCAGACAAUGUCACUGGGGAACGAGUCAAAGGUCAACACUUUCUGUUACAUGUAUUCAACUACAUCAAAGUAGCACUUUAAUCGCUCAUCUAGUGCCAGUCGAAUGCUUUACUACGUGGGGCCUCUCUGUGAAGAAGUGGAACGUCUAAGGAGGAGCUAGAAGGAUUCAUUUUUGGUUUUCAGUUCUAAGGCAUUAUUUUGUCACAACACUGCUUUUCAUAGAACGAAAAUGUCACAAUUUGCUGAUUUGACACCUGAAAAAAAAUCACAGUUUGACCCCCCAGCUGCUGACAUGUUGGCAGAAAGGGACAAGUCAAGAGCUGCGGACAGAUCGUUUGUGAUUGAAGACACUGAUGUUAAAGCUCUUAUGCCAGAGGAUGUGGAAAAAAUGUUUGACGGUCCAUCUUUAUCUGAAAGCCCAGUGGAAGAAACCGUGGAACACAGAAAUUGGAACUGGGCAGUGAUAUUUUUGUGUUUUUAUGGCUUCAUGGCUUCAGUCAAACCAGGGGAGCCCUUUAUCACUCCUUAUCUUCUAAGCCCUGAGAAGAACUUCACCAGACAACAGGUGACCAAUGAGAUCACUCCUGUGCUGACCUACUCCUACAUGGCUGUGCUGGUGCCAGCCUUUCUGCUGACUGAUCUUCUGCGCUACAAGCCAGUGUUGGUCAUCCAGGGCCUCAGUCAUGUUGUCAUCUGCAUUAUUCUACUCUUUGGUACCACCUUACUUCAAAUGCAGUUCAUGGAGUUCUUCUACGGCAUCACCAUGGCCUGCAGGGUGGCCUACUCUUCCUAUAUAUUUUCCCUGGUCAAACCAGAAUUCUACCAGCGAGUGGCUGGGUACUCGCGCUCCUCAACACUCUUGGGGGUGUUUAUCGGCUCAGUGCUGGGCCAGGUCUGCAUUUCUGUAGGUAACAUUAGCUUUUACACCCUCAACGCUAUAUCUUUGGGAUUUGUAAGUUUUGGUCUGCUGCUAACUCUGUGCAUGCCUUGGCCAAAACGCUCCUUGUUUUUUAACCAAAUGUCUAACAUGGAGAAUAAAGAACUUCAAAAUCCAGAGGAAACGAUACCAGAAAUGGUCAAAGAAAAGCCCAAGGAGGGCGAACUGCCCCCUGUGGUGACCAUUUGCUCAACUUCAUGCAGAGAGGAUUCCAUUUUUGGGCACAUGCUCAUAGAGUUGAGAAACUUUGUCAAAAGGCCCAAUCUCAGGCUCUGGUCUCUGUGGUGGAUAUUCAACUCCACCGGCUAUUACCUGGUGUUGUUCUACGUCCACAUCCUGUGGAACAAAGUGUACACUGCCACGGAGAACAAGAAUGUGUACAACGGGGGAGUGGAGGCAGCCUCUACUUUACUCAGUACUCUUACCUCCUUUGUUGCGGGAUAUUUUAAAAUCCGUUGGAACAUUUGGUCGGAGCUCGUCAUUGGUGUCAUCACGGCCAUGCAGGCAGGUCUGCUGCUGAUAAUGGGAACAACCCAAAACAUCUGGGUUUGCUACAUUUCUUACAUCCUCUUCAGAGGUUUUUAUCAGUUCCUGGUUCCCAUUGCCACGUUCCAGAUUGCCUCGUCACUCUCCAGAGAGAUGUGUGCGCUGGUGUUUGGCAUCAACACUUUCUUGGGGACUAUACUGAAAACAAUCAUUAGUCUCAUUUUUAUUGACAAGAAGGGCCUGGCAUUGGAUAUACAUCAUCAGUUCCUGAUGUACUUUGUUUACUUCAUCAUUCUCACUGUUGUCUACUUAACCGGUGCUGCUGUGGUCAUAGUCCGUCACUAUAGAAACCACUCAGCAACAGGAGGUGAAGCCACACACACAGAGCUAAGUCCCGUCGCUGAAAAUCCAGAGACUGAACCUUUGUCCAACAUAAAACAGGACUAGCAUAACAAAUUUCCUUUAGUGAGUCUGGACUGUUUUCAGUUCCGCCAGGGUUUUGCAGCAAGCUUUUGUGAAAAUUUAAAUCAGCGGAAAUAAAAUAAAGAGGUUAAAUUGUAAAAAAAACCCCAAAAAAAAAACAUAGCAAUGCACAAAAUUGACUUUAGUAUCUGUUGUUAUAAACAAUUCUCCAAAUCAGAAGUAUUCAAUAAUAUAUUGGCCUGAAGCAGAAAAAUAAAUUCUGCUUCAUUUUGUGAGCUUCCUAUUGGUUUAAAUGAAUAAACACAUGAACUGAUAUAAAAGUUUAAAAAAAUGUAAGAAUUGAAUAUUGUUUAGCUAGUCCACCACUUCAUUUACAUCACAUACAUCUCCCCUUCUAAAAGUACUUUUAAUAUUACAUGCAGCAUGACUAAUAAGUUAGGUUAAAAAAAAACCUUACUUUUUAACCUUACUUGUAAAAACUUGUUUCUUCUGCACUUUUUGUGAUGUGACAUUUAUUUGCCUUGACUGUUACACCUGGUUUUCUAAUAAUCUGUGUUUAGCAGAUGAGGGAAACUCAUCGACUGCAAAUAUCUGCACUUUUGGAAGGGAGGGGUCGAAUCCCUUCCCUAGGCAUAUAACCGUCUCAGGCUCACAUUAACAGAUUCCCUGCAGCACGACUGACAGUCACUGGCGAGGGCUGACUAUUUCGUGGUUCUGUAGUGUAGUGUUUGGCACGCUUGCCUUGCCAGCGGAGAGUCCUGUGUUCGAUUCCCAGAGAUCUCCCUAAUGACUCCUCUCCCUCUUGUAAGUCGCUUUGGAUAAAAGUGUCUGUUAAAUGCACGAAUGUAACUGAAAUCUUGAGGAUAGUUCAUGAAGAACAAGACACUCACUGUCGGGGUGUUGUUGGGUUUGUGCUCCAUCACACUGCUGUAACCGCGGAUAAACGACAGUCACUGACGUAGUCGUUGGAGUCAACCAGGCUUCAGCACGCUUGCCUUCGGGGUAAUGUGAGUGCAGGCCAGCAGGGCACAGAAGGGGGGAGGGUCUGGGCUUCAGCUCAGUAUGGACCACUGGCCCUAGUGUGAGUGCACCUGGUCCAGUCCAGUAUUAGUUGAUAGUCUUCCAUCGUAGAAGGGCAACAGUUUCAGUCUCAAAGUUAGCUGCUGAAAAACAGAGAGAAACAAUAAAUGAGACCGUUGGUUUGUUGGUUUGUUUGUUGCUGUAUUUUCUUUAAGAGAGAAAAAAAGACUUGAAGUUGAAUAGUUCUGUUAAUUUAAUGUUGUUGGAGCUAAAUCAUAUCAUUAUCAGCACUCUUCCUGUGAACUCUUACUGUAACUAGACAGAUUUAAAUGAUCACAUCAGAAUAUCUUGUAAAUUCAUAAUGCAGAAUCUGUUCAAAUGUAUUUUGUAUAAAUCUUCCUGCUGUGACAGUGUGAAUGAAAUCUAAAGACGUAUAUUUAUAGGAGCAGCAAAAAAUGUAGGUAUUAUAUAUAUUGAAAAUGAUGCUGGAAGUCAAUGUGUGAGCUCUAAUCUGAUGGGGGAAAAAGGUGUGUUAACACAUGUUUUAUAAAACUCACCCAAUCUAAUUCAAUGACUUUCUUUUUGAUUUUAAAUUAAAUGAAUUUUCUUUGUGUCAUUUAAAAAAAGAAACUGCUGUAAAGGUAUGUUACUGUGAAUCUUAUGAGACUGACUGUUUUAUAUUAAAAACAAAUAGAUAGAUAAGAAA